Messenger RNA from Cadophora gregata, 1032 nucleotides. RefSeq lists its product as uncharacterized. The coding region runs from base 1 to 1032 and encodes 343 amino acids. The record is from RefSeq and is a predicted model, not a curated record. The transcript is spliced from 3 exons. Lineage: Eukaryota; Fungi; Ascomycota; Leotiomycetes; Helotiales; Ploettnerulaceae.
AUGGGACUAUGUGACUGGAGGAGGGCGCUGUUGCACACAUGCCUUCUAUCAAUUUUCGCAUUCCAGAAAUCGGCUGCUGCUCUAGCGUUCACAAAUCCCUCGCUGGCAGGCCUGACUGCCGGUGCCCCAUAUAAUCUCACAUGGAGUGGCGCAUCCGGAACAACCACGGUAACACUCCAAAAUGGAACGGCGAAUGAUCUCGAAAUGGUAGUUGUUAUUGCUUCCGACGUUUCGGACUCCUUUCUGGAAUGGAGCCCAUAUGCCUUCACGCCAUCGGGAUCCUAUGUGGUUCGUCUUGAAGACACAUCAGGACAGACGGCCGUCUCUGAUCAAUUCACGAUGAUGCCCGCUGGAACUAAAACCUCUUCCACUACUGGACUUCAUUUCACGUUGCCCUCAUUCGAGGGUGUCAAUGUCGGCUCGCCAAUAAACAUCACAUGGUCUGGUGCCACGGGUUCGACAACCUUGACCCUACAAAACGGAACCGAGAACAGUAUCCACGAUGUAGAUGCUAUUGCUACGGACAUCCAAGCUUCUUUCUUUGUCUGGACCCCACCAGCCACUAUCCCAUCAGAUGACUACGUCUUCCAACUCAAAGAUGACUCAUCAGACGAAAUCGCCUACUCCAACAUCUUCAGACUCCUCGCUCUGGGCGAGACUCUCCCAGUGGUGACGGCCGUCGACCCCAACCUCCCAGCAGCCUCAACCCCCGACGAGCAAGAAGAACCCUACCGGCCCGCGCCUUCCCACCCCAACAUCUCCCUCGCCGCCAAAAUCGGCGUAGCAGUUGGCUCUAUUGUCCUCACCCUCCUAGUCAUCGGCAUCGUCAUCUUCUACCGCCGAAGACACAGGAAUCCAAUGGAGAGAAUGUCGAUGAGCGAGAGCUCGGAUCAGUUUUUGCAUGAUAGGAGGAAACCUUCGUCAGAGAUGGGCAUGCUCGAGCCGACGAGACCAAGGCCAGCUGAAUUAGGCGAUAGAGGAAGGCGGCUGGAUCGUCGGUCAAGGGAACUGGGUCACGAGGAGUGGCGAUGA